AUGCUGCUGCCGGAAACUGACGAAGUUCUGGACACCGUAUUCGUGGGGAAUUUGCCGUUUAAAACGAAAGAAAGUCAGGUGGAAGACAUGUUUCAGCAGUACGGAUUCAUUCGAAAUAUAAAGAUUAAACGCGAAUUCGGGUGUGCAAUCGCUUUUGUUCAGUUUAGAGAGAGCAGCGACGCCGAUUUCGCAGUCUACGGUGUCAACAACGCGGUUGUUGGCAAUUUCCGUGUCUACACCGACCUGACGACAGGAUUCGUCGAGCCAUGGAGUUACUCAUACGACGCGUUUGAAAUUCCCAAAGAAUCGAAGCUCCGCCCAUUGAAAUUCCUCGUGAUUGUCGAUAAUCUUCCAUCGAGUGCAUCAUGGCAAGAUGUUAAAGAUCAUAUGAGAGACACUCAUGGUAUUAAAUCGACAAAUGUGGAUUUUAAAACCGACCGAGCUUAUGUGGAGUUUGAAGAUCAAAGAGGCGCGGAAUAUGCUGUCAAAAGAUAUCAUCAAUCGCUUUUCCGAUCGCAUAGAGGAGAAACUAGAUACAUAAAUGUUCGUCUUGGCACGCCGAACCCACACAAAUUUGCGGAUAAUAUCAAAAAUCGAUCAUUUACUCGUCAGCGAUCGAUGUCACCGAUUCGUAGAAGUUCGGGUGGAAGAGACUUGAAGAGAGUUGCAUUUAGGGAUGAGAGAAGAUCCGUCUCCUGCAAACGCCCCCGUGAACACAAUCGUUCUCCGAUCCGUCGUCGCCCCUCUCUAGAAGAUUCUCCGAUCCGCCGAUCGUCCACUGAUGAAACCGAUGACUCGCGCCGAUCAACUCGUAGCAAAUACCGAAAGGAAUCGUCGAGCCCAUCUGUCAGCCGUUCCCCAUCUCCAGAAAGUUCCGAUUCGAGUAAUGUGGAUAUUAAAUAA
This is a messenger RNA of Caenorhabditis briggsae, 903 nucleotides long. Lineage: Eukaryota; Metazoa; Nematoda; Chromadorea; Rhabditida; Rhabditidae. The transcript has 4 exons. The record is from RefSeq and is a predicted model, not a curated record. The coding region runs from base 1 to 903 and encodes 300 amino acids. Gene Ontology annotation, molecular function: mRNA binding. Gene Ontology annotation, cellular component: cytoplasm; nucleus; ribonucleoprotein complex.